Molecule: messenger RNA, 2625 nt
Organism: Sitodiplosis mosellana (orange wheat blossom midge)
Lineage: Eukaryota; Metazoa; Arthropoda; Insecta; Diptera; Cecidomyiidae
Gene: Men
Product: NADP-dependent malic enzyme
Exons: 8
Coding region: 318-2333 (671 amino acids)
Biological process (GO): malate metabolic process; pyruvate metabolic process
Cellular component (GO): mitochondrion
Molecular function (GO): NAD binding; malate dehydrogenase (decarboxylating) (NADP+) activity; malate dehydrogenase (decarboxylating) (NAD+) activity
Source: RefSeq, a predicted model, not a curated record
UCAGAUUUCAGUCUUUACUCAUAUAGACACACUACCUUUCGAUUUUGUUACUUUGACUUUGAAACGUAGAGAGUGUGAAAUAAAGUUACUUAAUACUUUGAUUAACAGUUUAGUGAACAGGCGAAAAGUUGUCAUGCAAAACUCUUCACGUGUCAUUUAAUCGCAAAGCUAGGUCUUUCUCUGACCUGAAAUUUCUUCAACGGAAAUUUUCUUAUAAAUGUGCGUGUUAUUAAUACAUUUAUGUAAAAAAAGCUGAAUAGUCACAUAUUCAAGAAUACCUAUCCCAAAAUAAUCGAAAAAAUAGUAAUAUUCAAACAAUGGGAAAUAUCGUUUGCUCUGACAACCAAGCUACGAAACAUUGUGACAAUAAUUGUGGCCACAACGAAUGCAGUACACAUGCGCACCGACAACCACAUUCACAUCAUUCGACAAAGCAAUCAAAUAGCAAGCGCAUAAAUACGUUCGACACAGUUGAGUACGCUCUGUCGAAAGGAACAGCAACCGAAUUUGGUGAGAGUAACUACGUAAACAACUACUGCCGCAUCAACUGUAGCAAGUAUAAUUCAGUUAAUACGAGUUUUGAGAAAUCAGCUGAUUCAGACGUGAGAAAUAUGAGUUCUGACCACAACUGCCGUGAUCGAUUGGGACUUUGGGGGAAUGAUUCAGAAGUGGCAUCAGCUAUCAGCGGCCUGAAUCGUUUACGUUUUUCCCGUUACAACAAGGGCUUGGCUUUUACGCGGGAAGAACGACAAUUGCUCGGAGUCCAUGGAUUUUUGCCAGCUGUAGUGAAAAGUGAAGAGGAACAAGUUAAACACUGUGUUCUUUUGCUAGAUCGUUAUGAAAAUGACUUGGAUAAAUUCAUCUAUCUCAUGGGUCUCUACGAUCGCAAUGAACGUUUAUUCUUUCGUGUGUUAGCAUCGGAUAUCGGUCGAAUGAUGCCACUAGUUUAUACACCAACAGUCGGUCUCGCUUGCCAAAAAUAUAGUUUGAUCUAUCAAUACCCAAAAGGUCUAUUUAUAACAAUCCACGACAAGGGUCAUGUAUAUGACAUCUUGAAAAAUUGGCCUGAAACCGAUGUUCGUGCGAUUGUUGUAACCGAUGGAGAGCGCAUUUUGGGAUUAGGUGAUUUGGGAGUCAAUGGAAUGGGAAUUCCAGUGGGAAAAUUAUCCUUAUAUACUGCUUUGGCUGGAAUAAAGCCCCAUCAAUGCUUGCCAAUCACUUUGGAUGUUGGAACCAACACACAAAGCAUUUUAGAUGAUCCACUGUAUAUUGGUCUGCGUCAAAGACGAGUAACUGGUCAAGAAUACGAAGAUUUUGUGGAAGAAUUCAUGCAAGCAGUUGUGAGGCGUUUCGGUCAAAAUUGCCUAAUCCAAUUCGAAGACUUCGGCAACGCCAACGCAUUUUCCCUAUUGAAUAAGUACAGAGGCAGCUACUGUACAUUCAAUGAUGAUAUCCAGGGCACGGCUUCAGUGGCAUUAGCGGGUGUUCUAUCAUCAUUGAAAGCAACUGGUACUAAAUUAAAGGAAAAUACAAUACUAUUCCAAGGUGCUGGUGAAGCUGCACUCGGAAUUGCAAAUUUAUGUGUAAUGGCGAUGCGCAAAGAAGGUCUAAGUGAAGAUGAUGCCGUUAAACGUGUUUGGCUUGUUGAUAGUAAGGGAUUGAUUGUGAAAGGUCGUCCAAAAGGGGGUAUUAACGAACAUAAAGCUCAAUUUGCCCACGAACAUGAACCUGUGGAUACGUUGACUGAAGCAGUCGAUGAAAUUAAGCCCACUAUAUUAAUUGGUGCAGCCGCGAUCCCAGGCGCUUUUACUCCCGAAAUAUUGGCAAAAAUGGCAGAACUUAAUGCCAAACCCGUGAUUUUUGCUCUUUCAAAUCCAACUAGCAAAGCCGAAUGUACAGCUGAGGAUGCAUAUACCUAUACAAAUGGAAAAUGUAUUUUUGCAUCAGGAUCACCAUUUCCACCAGUCGAAUAUAUGGGUAAAACCUAUUAUCCUGGCCAAGGUAACAAUUCCUAUAUUUUCCCUGGGGUCGCAUUGGGUGUGAUUUGUGCUGGCGCGUUGACCAUUCCUGAAGACAUAUUUCUUGUGUCUGCUGAACGAUUGGCUAGCCUAGUAACUGAUGCCGAUUUAGAUGUGGGCAGUUUGUAUCCACCAUUGGAUACCAUUCGUGAUUGCUCUGUGACGAUCGCUGUUGCAGUCAUGAAUUAUGCAUAUGAGAAAGGAUUGGCAAGCGUUCGUGAGCCAGCAAAUAAAGAAGAAUUCAUCAAAUCCCAGAUGUACGAUCUCAGCUAUCCAUCAGCGAUUCCUGUAACUUAUCCAUGGCCGAAACUAUGAAAUAUUCUUAAAUAACAUUUCUAUCCCGAAUUUUGAAAAUAUUAUUAUUGCCUUUUGAAUUGAUUCAAAUGACUUCAGGAAGACGACUUCAAGUUCUUUAUAUUUUGCAGAUGAACAGUUCAACAUAACCUAAUUAUUAUUUAUUAUUUUUUUGUAAAUGUGCUUUAAUUUUAUUUGGUGGUCAGAACUCAUUUCCAAAAAUCCAUCUUUUUACAAAAGCCAAAACCGUAACAUAUUAUUUGUCCAAAAUUGGUAUUUUCAAUUAAUAAUAAAAAAGUAAAAAAAGUAAAAA